Spea bombifrons (plains spadefoot toad) is the source of this 4172-nucleotide messenger RNA. It is a transcript of the gene MYBPC3, whose product is annotated as myosin binding protein C3. The coding region runs from base 137 to 3832 and encodes 1231 amino acids. The transcript has 31 exons. Lineage: Eukaryota; Metazoa; Chordata; Amphibia; Anura; Pelobatidae. The record is from RefSeq and is a predicted model, not a curated record. Gene Ontology annotation, molecular function: protein binding.
GAGCGUCUCACGAUCUGUCUUUCUUUAAGGGGGUCUGUAGGAUCCUCCAGCUUCAUUCCAGUUCCAACCAUAGAGUGGUCUGGAGCAACUGCUGGAAGUCAAGUCUCGGGAGUCCCGUCUAUCAGGCUAAGCUAGGAUGCCUGAGCCUGCUAAGAAAACAGCCUUCAUCAAAAAGCCAAAGUCUGCGGAGGUUCAGGUCGGCGGAUCUGUGACCUUUGAGGCAGAAACAGAGAAACCCGGCCUUAAGGUGAAAUGGCAGAGUAAUGGCGCCGACAUCGCUCCAAGUGAUAAAUUCAGCAUCAAGUCCGAGGGUAAAAACCACUCGCUGACCAUCAACAACGCUGCUGCGGAGGAUGAGGUGGUGUACGCGAUCAUUGCUGGGACCUCAAAGGUCAAGUUUGAGCUGAAGGUCAAAGCUCCAGAAAAGUCUGAAGAUGCUCCUGCUCCGGCACCCCCUGCUUCAGAAAGCUCUGCUUCACCUGCCCCUGAAAGCUCAGCUCCACCUGCCCCUGAGGGGUCAGCGCCUGAUGGAGAAAAGAAAGACCCUCCGACCUCUGGGGCUCCUCCAGCUCAGCCAGAAGCCCCUAAAGACGACAUCGGGCUGUUCCUCGAGAGACCGAAGGACGGAGACGUCACUGUUGGGGAAAACAUCAAAUUCACAGCCAAAGUGGUUGGUGCAAACUUGCUGAAGAAACCAGUUGUGAAAUGGUUUAAAGGCAAAUGGAUGGACCUGUCCAGUAAAGUUGGGAAGCACCUUCAGAUCCUGGAGAGCUAUGACCGCAACACCAAGGUGUACACCUAUGAAAUCCACAUCAUCAAAGCCAAAACUACCUAUGCUGGAGGAUACAGGUGCGAAGUGUCCACCAAGGACAAGUUUGACAGCUGUAAUUUCAACUUGAAUGUCAACGAAGCCACAAACACCGGAGACAUCGAUAUUCGCUCCGCUUUCAGGCGCACUGGGGACGGCACAGAUGAAGCAGGAGAACUGGACUUCAGUGCUCUGUUAAAAAAGAGUAAUGAGGUGAAGCAGGAGCAAACCGUGGAUGUUGACGUCUGGGAGAUUCUUCGCAAUGCACCCCCUUCUGAAUACGAGAAAAUUGCCUUCCAGUACGGGAUCACUGACCUCCGAGGACUUCUGAAACGGCUCAAGAAGAUGAAGAAGGAGGAGAAGAAGAGCACAGCCUUCCUGAAGAAGCUGGACCCUGCGUACCAAGUGGACAAAGGUCAGAAGAUGAAGAUGGUCGUGGAAGUGGCCAACCCAGAUGCUGAAGUCAAGUGGCUGAAGAACGGGCAAGAGAUCCGUGUCAGUGGCAGCAAGUACAUCUUUGAGAGCAUUGGGAACAAGCGGAUACUGACCAUCAACCAUUGCUCCCUGGCAGACGACGCCGCCUAUCAGUGUGUCAUCGGAGAUGAGAAAUGCUUCACCGAGCUUUUCGUAAAAGAGCCUCCCAUUCAGAUCCUCAAGUCCUUGGAGGACCAGGUGGUGAUGGUGGGAGAGAGAGUGGAGUUUAUGUGCGAGGUCUCAGAAGAAGGAGCGCAGGUUAAAUGGGAAAAAGAUGGGGUAGAACUGACCAGGGAGGAGACCUUCAAGUAUCGUUUCAAAAAAGAUGGCAAAAAGCAUUACUUGAUUAUCAACGAGUCAACCAUAGAAGACAGCGGCCACUACAUCGUCAAGACCAAUGGCGGAGAGUCUGUGGCGGAGCUCAUGGUGCAGGAGAAGAAGCUGGAGAUCCUGCAGGAUGUGGCUGAUUUGACGGUGAAAGCCAAGGAACAAGCUGUCUUCAAGUGCGAGGUGUCUGAUGAGACGGUCACGGGAAUCUGGGUGAAAAACGGGAAGGAAGUGAUUCCUAAUGACAGGAUCAAGGUUUCACACAUCGGAAGGACCCACAAACUGACCAUUGACAACGUGGUGCCUUCAGAUGAGGGGGAUUAUUCCUUCAUUCCCAAUGGAUUUGCUUUCAACCUCUCUGCAAAACUACACUUUAUGGAGGUGAAGAUUGACUUUGUUCCACGACAAGAGCCACCGAAGAUUAAAUUGGACUGCCUCUCCCAGAAUGUCGACACCAUCAUUGUUGUUGCCGGCAAUAAGUUGCGUCUCGAUGUCCCCAUCACUGGAGAUCCGGCACCCACCGUGGUGUGGAGCAAGGGGGAUAAGAUACUUUCGGAGACUGAUGGCAGAGUCCGCGUGGAGACGCAUGCGGACCAUUGCGUGUUCAUCAUUGAAGGGGCAGAGAAGCAGGACGAGGGGGUAUAUAACGUUGUGGUCAAGAAUCCAGCUGGAGAGGACAAAGCCAACAUCACCGUAAAGGUUAUCGAGGCCCCAGAUCCACCAGAGGCUCCCCGCAUUUCGAAUAUUGGAGAGGAUUACUGCACUGUCCAGUGGGACCCACCAAAGUAUGAUGGAGGACAACCAAUUCUGGGUUACAUCUUGGAGAGAAAGAAAAAGAAGAGUUACCGCUGGAUGCGGCUGAACUACGACUUGGUGAAGGAGCUGAGCUACGAGUCCCGGCGGAUGAUUGAGGGGGUUAUGUACGAAGUACGCAUUUUCGCCGUGAACUCCAUCGGAAUGUCGCUUCCCAGCCAGCCCUCACAGCCGUUCAUGCCUAUCGCUCCCACAAGCGAACCGACUCAUCUGACGGUGGAAGACGUCAGCGACACCAGCAUCUCGUUGAAAUGGAGACCCCCAGAGCGCAUUGGAGCUGGUGGGCUGGAUGGCUACACCGUGGAAUACUGCAAAGAGGGGUCCUCUGAAUGGGUCCCGGCUCUCUCUGGUCUAACCGAGAGAACAUCCGUCAUGAUCCGAGACUUGCCCACCGGCGAGAAACUCAACUUCAGGGUCCGCGCAAUCAACUUGGCGGGACCCAGUGAGCCGUGCACCAUUAAGGAACCCGUCACCAUCCGGGAAAUAAUGCAACGCCCCAAGAUCUGGCUGCCGCGAUACCUGAGACAGAAGCUGCUGAAGAGGGUCGGGGAGACGGUGAACAUAGUCAUCCCCUUCCAGGGCAAACCUCGUCCUAUAGUGACCUGGCUCAAGGACGGGCAGCCUAUUGACCCAAAACAGGUUGGCAUCCGAAACAGCGACGCCGACACCAUCUUGUUCAUAAGGACCGCGGAGAGGCAUCACUCUGGCCAAUAUCAAGUCAAAAUCCAGAUUGAAAACUGCGAGGACACGGCCACAAUCCAGAUCCAGAUAGUAGACAAACCCAGCGCCCCACAGAACCUGAAGAUUGUCGAGAUUUGGGGGUUCAAUGUGGCCCUGGAGUGGUCUCCACCACAAGAUGAUGGAAAUGCUGAGAUUACAGGGUACACCAUUCAGAAAGCAGACAAAAAGACCAUGGAAUGGUUCACAGUGUAUGAGCACUACAGGCGUCUGAACUGCGUGGCGUCCGACCUGAUCAUGGGUAACGAGUAUUACUUCCGAGUUUUUAGCGAAAAUAUGUGUGGCCUGAGCGAAAAGCCUGUGACCUCAAAGAACAGCGCGUACAUCCAGAAAACAGGCAGCGCCUACAAACCUCCUAAUUACAAAGACCACGAGUUUAACGAAGCCCCCAAGUUCACCCAUCCUCUCGUGAGCCGCUCCGUAGUGGCCGGAUACAACGCGACCCUCAGCUGCUCUGUGCGAGGAACACCCAAGCCCAAAAUCUUUUGGUACAAAAACAAAAUGGACCUGUCCGGCGAGGCCCGUUACCGCUCUUUCAGUAAGCAGGGAGUGCUCACUCUGGAGGUGAGAAAGCCAAGUCCGUUCGACGGAGGAGUCUACAUGUGCAAAGCAGUCAACGAGCUUGGUGAGGCCGAAACCGAGUGCCGGCUGGAGGUGCGAGUGCCUCAGUAAUGAUCUCACUGGAUUGCGGCAGAUGUCUAUUUGGAGUUGGACGUUAAAAAGACCCCACGGAAAAGAAAUGAAAAGUCGUAAAUUGUGACGUCCAAAGACAACGAAUCAUUAAAGCAAAUCAUAUCGUGACUCUUUGAAUUGAAUGUUAAUCCGAUCGAUCGUCUUCCGCUGUGAUUCUGGAUUUCUUCUCGUGCGGAUCGCGCGUGGGUUUGGGUUGUAUUUACAGGGUGGGUAGAACGUAGCUGCCGUUUCCGUGCAGAGGGGAUAUCGCUGUUGUCUUGACAAAGUUUGUAAGCGUUUCGAUGAUUUGGAAGGUGAAAUAAAGCAAUAUAUUCAGAGA